AACUCUCGCAACUCUUACUUUAAUUCACCGUCUCCCGCAGUCCCGGCUUGCCCUGCGUCAUCAUUUGGCGCCCGAGGACGAGCUGUUUGACGAAGAUGGCUCCUUCACCCACCAAAAGAAAGGACCGCACUGAAGACAAAGGAAAGGAGAGAGGGAAGGACAAAGCUGGAGCAAAAGAAGGUGCCGAGAAGGACCGCGGCAGAGAGAAGGCCCGCAAGCGACGGAGCGCAUCAUCUGGGAGCAGCAGCAGCAGAUCGCGAUCCAGUUCCAGUUCUAGUUCUGGAUCAAGUUCCAGCUCGGGGUCUUCCAGUGGUUCCAGCUCCUCGUCUGCGUCGAGCCGCUCCGGCUCCUCCAGCAGUUCUCGGAGUUCCUCCAGCAGCAGCUCCUCAGGAUCACCAAGUCCCAGUCGUCGACGCCAUGAUAACCGCCGUCGCUCCCGCUCCAAGUCAAAAUCUUUGAAAAGAGAUGACAAGGAAAGGAAGAGACGGAGUCCGAGCCCCAAGCCCACAAAAGUCCACAUUGGCCGACUUACAAGGAAUGUCACCAAGGAUCACAUUAUGGAAAUCUUUGCUACCUAUGGAAAGAUCAAGAUGAUUGACAUGCCAGUGGACAGACUUCACCCACACCUGCCAAAAGGCUACGCUUACGUCGAGUUUGAAAACGCAGACGAGGCCGAGAAGGCGCUGAAGCACAUGGAUGGAGGUCAGAUUGACGGUCAGGAGAUCACAGCAACAGCAGUGUUGGCACCACGGCCUUGGCCGGCUCCACGCAGAAUGACUCCACCCCGCAGAAUGCCACCUCCACCACUUAUGUGGCGCCGUACUCCACCACGCAUGAGGAGGAGGUUGGGGUCCCGCUCCCCACGACGAAGGUCUCCGGUACGUCGACGCUCUCGUUCUCGCUCACCUGGCCGCCGUCGCCACCGCAGCCGCUCCAGUUCCAACUCCUCCCGCUAGAGCGGCCCGCCCUCCAGUGGGGCUUCCUUGGUUUUUAGUUUGGGACGGGACCGAGCGGGUGUGGAGCGUGGAGCCGUGUUCACAUGCGCCUUUGAAGAUGAGCAGCAUCCCUUGGAGCCGAAUAUUCAAAGUGCUCUCCGG
Molecule: messenger RNA, 1097 nt
Organism: Polypterus senegalus (gray bichir)
Lineage: Eukaryota; Metazoa; Chordata; Cladistia; Polypteriformes; Polypteridae
Product: RNA-binding protein with serine-rich domain 1
Exons: 7
Coding region: 96-956 (286 amino acids)
Biological process (GO): mRNA splicing, via spliceosome
Cellular component (GO): ASAP complex; nucleoplasm; cytoplasm
Molecular function (GO): RNA binding
Source: RefSeq, a predicted model, not a curated record